Messenger RNA from Grosmannia clavigera kw1407, 1749 nucleotides. RefSeq lists its product as uncharacterized. The record is from RefSeq and is a predicted model, not a curated record. Lineage: Eukaryota; Fungi; Ascomycota; Sordariomycetes; Ophiostomatales; Ophiostomataceae. The transcript has 8 exons. Bases 1 to 1749 code for a protein of 582 amino acids.
AUGAUGGCCAUGAUACAUGAAAACAGUUUCAUGCCAGAGAGCAAUUAUGAUGCGCCAAUCGACCUUAGCCGCGGCCCCAAAAUUUCCGCCAGCUGCUUGAACGAAGCCGUAGGGGCCGACAUCACCGCAGGGCUACUGGACAACUUGCGCGGCUUCCUUGACCAGUCGCUACAGCCUCACAUGAUAAUAUUGGCCGAUGGGCUCCGACAAUGUGGAUGUCUGCUUCGCGAACUGGUUGGCUGUUGCAACACGAAUUAUGCCCGCCUGCCCGUAACGCUAGACUACAUCGAAAUAGUCCUGCCGAGUUUGCGCUGCACGUUUGUGAAAAUAAAGGCCUACUAUGAUGAUCCAACUCUUACCAUGGACAUGCGGUGGCGCACCAUGUACCAUAGGAUGACCGAAGAGGCGGAUGGCCUUCCGCUGCCUCAGAGGGCUGGCCUGUACAAUCAGUACUUGCUGUGCCUGCAGCAGAUGCAGACUCGUUCGCAAUACUUUGACAUGAACACCCUCGAGGCUCUCCGGGACCGAAUUCUCAAGCUGCGAGAGAAGCAAGGAAUCGCACCGCCACCGCCGCCGCAACCGACCCAAGCAGGUGCCCUUAUUCUGGCAUCAAUGCAGACAGUCCCUUUGUCUGUUGUCGACCGAAACAUUCACUGGGCUGAGGAGAUUUUCACAAGGCCGCUACCUUGCCGCACCCCCCUCAAGCACCUGAACAUGUGGUUUGACCAAGCCCGCUUGUCACUUAUUGUUUUCGAGUACCCUGGCGACGAAGCGCCCUUCAUAGCCAUCCGCAGCCUGCACCUUGGAACCAACACUCCGCUCAUGUCCGUUCGUGGCAUUCACGAGCUGUGCAUCUCACGAGACGGCAGUUGUCUUGUGCUCAAGCGCUGGAGCCAGAGCGAAGGCUGCAGCAAGCUAUGGGCAGUCUUGUACUUUAUCACGUGGGAGGAAAUGGUGCUCUUUCAUUGCACAUUUGUUGCACUCAAGUCCCAGUGCUACCGUACGCGGCAGAUCAAGCCAGAAGAUCGCAUUAUCGACGAUGGGUUUAAGCACUCUCUGAUCGUCUAUCGUGACACCGAGUCGCAUAGCAUCCGUCUCCACGCUGCUGUCUGGGAGGGCGAGAUGCGCCAGUGUCCCGUAUGGACAGCCUUUGUCACCAAUCAGGCCAGGUCGUCCUCAUGGCUCCGCCGCAAGGGCAGACACCGAGUCUGGCUCCGGGACGUGCAGCUGUAUGUGUUCUGCAACAUCUACCGCGAGGACCACAUGCGCCAGAACAAGUCGGGCGCGUUCGAGAUCGACUUCGCCAGCGAGGAGGCUGCACGGCGCUUUGAGGAGGUGUUUUACCCGCCGCCGCCGCCGACUCCACAGGCUUCGCUUGGCUCGUCAGCGGUGCCGCUGGCCGUGACAGCCGGCUCGGAUUUGCAUAGCGGCAGCAGCUCGGGAAAGUCAUGUCGGCCGAUGUCGGUCUCGAGUUUGUCGGAGGGCUCAGCGGAUGGAUCGGCCGAGGGUUCGGACAACCAGUCAGCUCCGGAGUCUAUGGCAGGGUCUUUCAUGGGGUCCGAGCAGGGAUCUGUGCAAGAGUCUGUGCCGGAGUUUAUUCCCGAAUCCAGCCCCGACUCCACGCCAGGCUCGACAGAAGACUCUGCAGAUGUGACGGACUUGACAGAUUCCCUCGGCUCGGUAGCCCUGGCCGAUUCGACAGAUGCGUCCGAAGUGACCGAGAUGAAGCCGCCCACAGACCACGAAUGA